CAACAGCGACAGCCAAUCAGAGAGCUCCGUGGCCGCCGCUCGGGCCUUUAUAAACUUUGAGUCGCUCGGCAGGAGAGGCUGUUUUUCUCCCGUUUCUGCUCCGUAAACAGCAACAACAGCGACACAGCAAACAGAAGCCACCAUGCUGCCUUUAGUAGUGUUUACGAUAUGCCUGAGCUCGGUCCUCUCAGCUCCUCCUCUGGACCCAAAACUAGACGACCACUGGAACCUGUGGAAGGGCUGGCACAGUAAAAAAUACCAUGAGAAAGAGGAGGUCUGGAGGAGGAUGGUGUGGGAGAAGAACCUGAUGAAGAUUGAACUGCACAACCUGGAGCACUCCCUGGGCAAGCAUUCCUACCGGCUGGGCAUGAACCACUUCGGUGACAUGACUCAUGAAGAGUUCAGGCAGGUGAUGAACGGCUAUAAUGGCAAGCAGCAGAGGAAGGUCAAGGGAUCCCUGUUCAUGGAGCCCAACUUCCUGGAGGCUCCACGCUCCUUGGACUGGAGGGACAAAGGCUACGUCACCCCCGUUAAGGACCAGGGUCAGUGCGGCUCCUGCUGGGCCUUCAGCACCACCGGGGCUCUGGAGGGCCAGCACUUCAGGAAGACGGGCCAGCUGGUGUCCCUCAGCGAGCAGAACCUCGUCGACUGCUCCCGGCCCGAGGGCAACGAGGGCUGCAACGGCGGCCUGAUGGACCAGGCCUUCCAGUACGUCAAGGACAACCAGGGCCUGGACUCCGAGGACUCUUACCCCUACCUGGGAACCGACGAGCAGCCGUGUCACUACGACCCGCAGUACAGCGCCGCCAACGACAGCGGCUUCGUCGACGUUCCCAGCGGCAAGGAGCGCGCCCUGAUGAAGGCCGUGGCCGCCGUGGGACCCGUGUCAGUCGCCAUCGACGCCGGGCACGAAUCCUUCCAGUUCUACCAGUCAGGAAUCUACUAUGAGAAGGACUGCAGCAGCGAGGAGCUGGACCACGGCGUGCUGGUGGUCGGCUACGGCUUCGAGGGAGAAGACGUGGACGGCAAGAAAUAUUGGAUCGUCAAGAACAGCUGGAGUGAGAAGUGGGGAGACAAGGGCUACAUCUACAUGGCUAAAGACAGGAAGAACCAUUGCGGCAUCGCGACGGCGGCCAGCUACCCUCUGGUGUAGCGGCCCCUGUGGCCCCUCGAUGUAGCGCCCACAUGUUUUAUUGCAAUAGUUUGGCUGCAGGAGGCCGAGCUCGUUUUACAGCCUGAAUGAGGCUUCAGUCAAAGCACGACGUCGUCAGAGGAUUCUGCUACGUUUGAAUGAACACUGAUUUUUAGGGAAUUACCGCCAUUGUCUUUUGGCUGAUUUUAUGCCACUUUAUCCAUUUAAAAAGAUUUUAGUGUAGUGUUUUGUUUUGUUUUGUUUUGUUUUUCUCUUUGUAAAUAUGUGUAUGCUGCUUGGUAAGAGGUGUCUUAACCGUUGCUAUGGUCGUUGUAUGAGUGAUUGAAUUUUUUUUUUCUACUUGUACUGUGAUCAAUUAAAAGUUGUGAAACACUGAUUUGGCGUUGGGACUUUG
Messenger RNA from Myripristis murdjan (pinecone soldierfish), 1547 nucleotides. RefSeq names its product cathepsin La (gene ctsla). Gene Ontology annotation, molecular function: cysteine-type peptidase activity. The transcript is spliced from 8 exons. The record is from RefSeq and is a predicted model, not a curated record. The coding region runs from base 143 to 1153 and encodes 336 amino acids. Gene Ontology annotation, biological process: proteolysis. NCBI's taxonomy places the organism in Eukaryota, Metazoa, Chordata, Actinopteri, Holocentriformes, Holocentridae.